AUGUCUGCAGCAGAAAUACUAGUCCCUACAAAAUUUAUAAGUCAGAUGAUCUAAUUAAUCAUAACAUGUGUUAUAUAUCAAUCCUAAGUAUCAAAAUUCAAAUAAAACAUAGUAUGAAAAUCUGCUCAAUUUUCCGAAUGAUCAACUAGCAGCAUCUUCGUAAGUUCAUUUGUUAUUAAAUCAAGUUUAUAAGCUGGUGUCACACUCUCAGUAAUAUUUUUAGUUGUUGAAAUGAUAAUACUUACUACUGGAUGGACAAUGAAUUUUGAGAAAACAAUGUUAACAUGUAAUUCAAAAUUAAUUUUAUUUAGAAAUAAUAUUACAUUCACUUGGGUCUGUUAUUUUAACAUGGUUUAUUUUGGAUUCUUGGGAUUACAGUUUUAUUUGGGCUGUUUUUAGUUUAUUUUGUCUUCUUCCUUUACUAUUAGAAUGUAUUACCAUAGCGAAUGCAAUUUUAUUUCGUAGGUCUAUAAUUCGUUCAAAAAGUUGA
This is a messenger RNA of Paramecium sonneborni, 490 nucleotides long. The record is from the annotation of a GenBank genome assembly. Lineage: Eukaryota; Ciliophora; Oligohymenophorea; Peniculida; Parameciidae.